AUGGUGCGCUUCAACCCGAACCUCUACUCGGACGGCAAGGUGUGCCUCUCGCUGCUCGGCACGUGGCACGGCGAGGGGUGGACUCCGCCCUCGGCGAGCAGCUCCGGCUCGACGCUGCUGCAAGUGCUCGUCUCGAUCCAGUCGAUCAUCAUGGUGCCGACGCCGCGCGCCUCGGAGAACACCCCCGCGGGCGAGCAGCGCUCGCGCGAGUACAACGAGGACCUGCGCCUGCAGACGAUGCGCUACGCGAUGCGGGACAUGAUCAAGUGCCCGCCCGCCGGCUUCGAGGCGGCGGCCGCGGCGCACUUUCGGCGGGUCAAUGAGUCAGUCAACUCGUUAAUCAGUCCAUUCAUUCACCAGGCGGCGGUCGCGGCGCACUUUCGGCGGGCGUACAACGAGCUCCGCGCCGUGCUCGACGCGCUACCCGAGGCGGGCGAGCCGGCCGCCGCCUCCGCUUCCACAUCUGAGUGA
This is a messenger RNA of Emiliania huxleyi CCMP1516, 471 nucleotides long. RefSeq lists its product as hypothetical. The record is from RefSeq and is a predicted model, not a curated record. Bases 1 to 471 code for a protein of 156 amino acids. The transcript is spliced from 5 exons. Gene Ontology annotation, molecular function: ubiquitin conjugating enzyme activity. NCBI's taxonomy places the organism in Eukaryota, Haptophyta, Isochrysidales, Noelaerhabdaceae.